Molecule: messenger RNA, 3563 nt
Organism: Mya arenaria
Lineage: Eukaryota; Metazoa; Mollusca; Bivalvia; Myida; Myidae
Product: pyrokinin-1 receptor-like
Exons: 4
Coding region: 630-1751 (373 amino acids)
Biological process (GO): G protein-coupled receptor signaling pathway
Cellular component (GO): plasma membrane
Molecular function (GO): G protein-coupled receptor activity
Source: RefSeq, a predicted model, not a curated record
UCUCCGAAUGUUCGGAGCUCUUGGAAUAAAAAAUAUGUGCUUGCAACGUUAUGUCAUUUAUGAAAAAAAAAAUCAAAUUAAGAAAUUACGGAUUAUAUAGAGUUGCUGUGGUUUAACAGUUUUGGAUGAUAUUGUACCAGGAUUGUUUUUUAUUUAACUUCGUUUACUGCAAUUUCGUUUCAUUUAUUAAUCUAUUAAAUUCAUAAAAAUUGUUAUUGCAGAAAAUAGAGUAUUGUAUUUUCCAAUGAAAACCACUGCAUGCCUUAUCAGUGUUUGCAAAAGCGAAUGACCAUAGAUAACAAUAUGCUGUCAAUAUGUCAAAUAUAUAUAAUUAAUCAGGCUACACUGGCACGUUCAACAAUUUAAUAGUGGACAAGAGCCCCAUUAUUUGAAAAAAGCCGAACAUAUACGCUGAGAGUGGGCUCUAGGUCGUGUCUAUAAGAAUACUUGUUGCUUGCGGUUACAAAAGAUGAAUAGAUGCAUUGCUCAUAACAAUUGAGAUGAAAGAUGUGACAUAUUUUCUACCGUGGAAUAUCAUUAAAACUGACUACUCUUUCUUUCGGAUAGUGGUUUGAUGUUCUGUCAUAAGAUCUGAUAUAACAAUUAAGGAUACACGUUUGUGCAGUAAGAUGAACGUGUCAAACCAGACGAUGCCAAGCGAUGGCGGGGCAAUUCCAGCCAACCAGUUUGCGAAUUUCACUGCAUUCGACAUUUUGUACUACACUGCUCCACAAGUGGUUAUGAUUGACAGGGUUAUCACGCCGAUCUGGUACAUUAUUGGUUUCCUGGGCAAUCCAAUUUCAGCAAGGAUCUGGUUGUCAAGGAAAGUUUGUAUGUCAAAUUCUUCAGCUGUAUAUUUUGGUUCGCUUGCGAUCGUGGAGACGAUUUACCUUGUGCUGCACGUAAUAUACGAACUGCAGUAUGCCUGGGGAAUCAACACCUAUCACAGUCCUGUCACUUGUGAAAUAUUCAAUUUUCUUCUCAUUUCACCACAAUACAUGGUCCCGAUGCUAGUCUUGGGAUUCACUACAGAGCGGUAUAUAGCGGUGUGUCAUCCAUUUGCGAAGGAGAAAUACUGCACGGUCAAACGCGCGGUUAUAGUGAUUUGCUGUAUGGGUAUUGCGUCGGUCGCCCUGGGGCUAAUUCAGGUGUACUUGUGGUCAUACAGUGACAUAAAUGGCUGCGUAUUUCGCGCAGGUGCUGAGAACUUCCAUCAAGCGUGGACGUGGUUCACAGAAAUGCUUCUGUUUCUCAUUCUACCUGUGGCGUGUCUUUUGCUGAACGUGCUCGUUAUCAGAGAAAUCAAGCGGCUUUCAAUGGAGAGCGCCGCUCACGGUCAGGGGACAAACCCGGCCUCCACAAUCACGUUAUUGUGUGUCUCGUUCUACUUCAUAUUUACACUACUUCCGGCAACGAUUGUGUACGCGAUGCAGCAGUCUGUCACGCAAGGCGACCCUUCACUACCGCUUGACCAAUGGGCAUCAGAUCCAGUAUGGAGCAGUUAUUUCACGUACUUAACGAUCCGCAAAAUCGUGGAAGAAAUUUGUCUCUCUAAUUAUGCAACAUAUUUUAUUAUAUAUUAUGCCACAGGUGUAUACUUUAGGCGUUCAUUCAGACAGUUGUUGUGCAUACCUAUCAGACCGAACAGUCGGGCCGUGACUUCAGACUUCAGUAUGUCCUUAACUAACGGCAAGCACACGUGCACAGAGACAGUUGUUCUGAAUGACAUGGAAUCUCCUAGUGACACAUGACAUAGAAAAGUAAUUAAAGACAUUUCGUAUAGAACAUUUAUUGUUUACACGUUUACUUAUUUAUUUAGUAUACAUUAUUAGUUUUGUUAAAUAUCUGGACAUGUUAUAAGGCCAAUCCAAAUCGUUUCUAUGCCUAGAAUGGAUUGAUAUGUAUUUGGCUUCCCGAUAAAAACACUAAUUAUAUGAUCACCCUUGACACAACACAAGUGCAAACAACAUGCUUCAUUCUUUGUACUAAUAUCUUGGUAUUUUACCAGAAUGGACUAUGGAGGCUCUCACUGUGUCUAUAUUCCACUGAGGUGUCACUCAUUUACUCCUUUACUUUGUUUCGGGGACUCGUUUUUUCAUGAUAGCUAAAUAGGUUUUCGUACUUAGGGUUGACGCUGAACAAAAACACAAUUUGGUAUGGCCUUAUUUUAUAUUGCAAUAAUUCUAUGUACUUAAAUGAAUGGGCAUGUUUGAUGAAUGCAUUGGGUACUUACACUUGAAGUGAGUGAAACAAAGUUCGUAUCCUUUUAAAAAAUGAGUUUACUAGAAUGGUGAAUACAAAGUGUUUUCGUUCGUGUAUUAAUUGUGUUUAAGUAUUCAAUAAACUUAUUUGUCAGCUUAAUUAGUAUGAACUUUCUGUAUUGGUUAGAUUAUAUCUAAACACACGCACGGAUCAAGUAAUUAAUUGGACUCAACUCGACUUAACUCAAUGUCCUUUUAAUAUUAUUAUAGUAUAUCACAGUUUAAAUUUAAGUAAAAGCAGGUAAAAACUUGAUAAUUAAUAAAGGUGGGAACGAGCAUAAAGAGGUGGAUUAAUAGCGGCUGUACAACAGGUUUGAAAUUUAUCAUUAUACAAAACAAUUAUAAUAAGUUAGUUCAAAUUGCAUUGUUAAAAACAACUUAUUUGGAUAAAGGUAAAAUAUAAUCGAUACAGUAAUGAUAUUAAGAAAACAAAACUAUUUAACACAUAAUUAGAUUUGUUUAAAGUGAUUAACUCAGAUUUUAACAAAACAAUGCUGCUUUUCUUAAGGUAACCGGCUUCUUACAAUUUAAAACUUCACUUAAAUUAAGGACAUGCGGCAUUGAGUAAAAACGACAAUGAAUGCAUUUUUCCUGAUAGGAAAAAAGGCGGACAGAUAAGUAAAUAAUACAGUUUGUCACCGAUAUCCUUUAGAUAACAGAACAUAUACUUUCUUUUGACAUGUGGUACAGCAUUGUCUCCGUCUACCGACUUCGACAGGAAAUUGUAUGGUUGCUAGUACGGAAAUGCAAAAAUGUAAAUCGAAGAGAUUUGGGUAAGAUUUUAAGGUAAUCUUCAAAUUUUACUUUGGACAUAAACAGAAAAUACAGUCUACCCGUAGACGAAAUAUUAAAUUGUUUAAAAAAAGUUUGCUGAAAUAGGUCUACAAAAUUAGAUUCCAAAAGUUUACAAACAAGUUGUGCAGGUACUCUCGUUUGAUUAAGUCAAACUUAUGAAUGACCCGUUGAAUCACGUAUAUUGAUUUGAGGUUAUUGGCCAAACUGAGUUAUUGCUAUGUAAAAUGUAUUAAUAGGCCAAUAAGCUCAUUUUAGAGAUACGGGAUGAAAGGAGUUUACACCAGUAACUUAUCAUUCUGGCCCUUACUAUAAUAUAGAGGGUAUCUACCAAGUUCUGAGUAAAAGCAUGUACCGUGUAUUACGCUUUCUAGUAUAUGCAAUCCGAAGCAAACAAUACAAUGAAGUUGCUCGAACAGAUCAAGGUUUUUAACUCCUAGACUUCACAUCCGUUCGUUAGAAUGGGGACAAUGGUAGUAUCUACAAUCCUCAGUUGUAUGUCCAAAUGCA